AUGGUUACAGCGUUGGUUCUGAACAAGAAAUACAAUUUUUCUCACAUCAUUUUUCAUUACAUGGCUGAAAAUAUUACAACAAAGAGUAGGACUUGGAUUUAUCCAAGAUUUGUGCAAAUGUUGAUUGAUCAUGCACAUUCUGAUAUUGAAAGAGAUGUAAACAACGACUUGUUAUUCCUUUCACACAUGAGCAACGAUUCUCUGAAGCAGCUAGCAAGAUAUCAUCCGAAUCAUCCUGAGCCAACGAAAGUAGCUGAAUUUUUUGGAUUUAUCAAGGAUGCAAACUAUGUUGAUCCAGAUCCAGUAAAUCACCAAAACUGGAGGAAUGAAGAGGAGAUGAAAGAAGCUGCAUAUGCUGAUGAGUUAGAAGCUCUUGAAAAAUUCAAAAGUAAAUGUAAUGAUUGGUUUGUGAAAGAACUAAGGAAGAGAAGCAAGAAAGUUAUUCCCAAAGUGCAAAAGGAAGAGGGUUCAUCGUCACAGCCCAAGAAACGCCAAAAGAAAGUUGCAAAGACUAUGCUUAUUGAUGAGCCUGAUGUGGAAGAGCCAGUACCAGAAGCUGAGGUUGAAGUAGAACAUGAUUUUGAAGCUGAAGUUGAGACUGAAGCUGAAGCUAAUAUUGAAAUUGAUGUUCGUUUAUCACCUAAUUCUCAGAGUUUGCUGAAGAAUUUGAAGGCAUUUAAUGCAAAGAAAGAUAAAGCUGUUGUUGAUGCUCAGAAAGAAAAAGUAGCUGAUGAUAUAGAAGGUGAUGAUGUUGACAAAAGUACUACGAGCUUUUCUAGUUCUUCUGAUGAUGAGAUCGAUGAAACUGAACGUUUGAAAAGAAUUCAAGAGGAGACAGAGAAAGAGAAACAGUUGAGAAAGAGGAAGAGACAAGAGAAGGAUGAUGCUGGAUAUAUUCCAUCUCCUGAGUAUGUAUCUGAAUCUCAAUCGCCUUCAGGUGGAAGGAAGAAAGCGGGUGCGAGAAAGAGGAUUGUUUCUCCUAAAAUCAAAAUGGUUACUCCCAAGAUCAAGAAGCCUACAAAGAUUGUUCUAAAGAACAAACCUUCCCAAGAAUCAAGUAAACCACCAUCACCACCACCUGAACCUAUACCACAUCAAUCUCCUAUACACUCAGCACCUCACCAAUCACCUCCUAAACAACCAACACCACCAAGACAACCUUCACCAUUCCAUCUCACACCACCUCAUUCACCACAACAAAUUCAUACCAUUACACCACCACAAGAGACAACCUUACUUACAUCUCAACCAAUCUUCCAAACACCACCACCCUCACAACCAAUUAUUCAAACCACAUCUGGUUCUUCGGGGUAUAAAGGUUUUCCACCCGUUCCUCCGAACUUGAGUAUGGGUCUUGAAGAUAUUGGAGACUUUGAUUUUGCAAGUAAUGUUCAAUUGAAGAAUGUGGAAAGUAAAGUUGAUGUUGUGAUGGAUGAAAACAAAAGAUUAGCAACUGAAAGCAAAAGAGUAGCUGAUCGUGAAAAGAUUCUUGAAAUGCGUGUAAAGAAGUUAGAAUCUGAGAACAAGUCUUUAUUGAAGAAGAUAGAUAACGAUCAGACAGAGAUUGAUUUCUUGAAGGUAAGGGUGGCAGAGUUAGAAGAAGAAAAGACUCGCCGAGAUGAACAGAACAAAUAUUUUAAAUUAAAGAACAAAGAGCUUGAAGCUGCGAAAGCGUUGAAAGAGCACGAAUUCUAUAUGAUGAACAAAGUGAUAGAAAGUAUGCUUGGGAAGUCGAUAGAGCAAAGGUUUGAGGAAAUUCAAGUUGAAGAAGUCAGGGCUAAACGCCAAGCUGAGAUUGAAGCUUUAAUGAAAGACAAAGGCAAGAAUGCUGCAGGCAAUGUUAUAGUAGCUGAAAGAUCAAUUGUUCCAUCAUUAGUUGUUGAAAAUCAUGUUCCGAUAUCUUCUGUAUCAGCUAUUUUUGAGGAAGAUGUAUCUCUUGAAGAUCUUGCUGGUAAUGACGAUGAAGAAGAUGGCGAUGAAGAGGGUGAUGAAGAAGAGGAUGAUGAUGAUGAAAAAGUGUUUUCUGCGAGUAGUCAUGGUUCUGGUGAUGACAAUGACGAUGAUAAUUAG
Molecule: messenger RNA, 2070 nt
Organism: Helianthus annuus (common sunflower)
Lineage: Eukaryota; Viridiplantae; Streptophyta; Magnoliopsida; Asterales; Asteraceae
Product: stress response protein nst1-like
Exons: 1
Coding region: 1-2070 (689 amino acids)
Source: RefSeq, a predicted model, not a curated record